This is a messenger RNA of Fusarium verticillioides 7600, 2581 nucleotides long. RefSeq lists its product as hypothetical. The transcript has a single exon. The coding region runs from base 1351 to 1662 and encodes 103 amino acids. The record is from RefSeq and is a predicted model, not a curated record. Lineage: Eukaryota; Fungi; Ascomycota; Sordariomycetes; Hypocreales; Nectriaceae.
CGAUAGAACCACGGGUGCCGCAACGACGGCUCUGUAAAUCUGGUGCAAAGUCUAUUUGUCCCGCCCUGGAGAUCGACAUGAGCUUUGGCAGCCGACCGAGAAUCACAAUCAUUCAUCAGGGGGUGAGCGCAUAAUAUCCAACAAUUAAGCAAAUAGGUAAUCCAGCCUCGAUGCUUUUCAGAGUUGGAUAUUCUCAUGAUGAGUGGGAUGAUACACUAAGAACAAUCGCUACCAAAGGUCUUACCAUGGGAAGAUCCUCAUGCCAUCAAAUCAGCACCUCGGUUGCUCCAGCUCACCGUUUUAUAACCAGGAAGUCCUAUGCAGCCUGCCAAAUUUGGCAUCAUCAGAGCCCACGAGCACUCCCCCGUGUUACAGGGCUUGGCAUUUCAUCUUAUUGCCAGCACAAUCUCAGGUUGGGUCUCUUAACUGGGUAUGCCGAGCGCUUUAUCCACCGCAGCGUUCCUUGGACAUAAGUCCAUCACAGAGUCUAAGAGUCAAUUCCCUACCUCUCAAGCCACUGGUUGGCAAGCUUAAUUUCCAACUACCACCCUAGGCGCUCGCAAUAUUUACUGAAAGCGGUUCAUAUAUCAUUCUCGCGCUGCUUGGAUUACGAAAUGAUGCAGAUAUUGAACCACUCAACAACGGAUACUGGCUGACUGUCAGCCUUCCCGCCUACCCGAGUAUACGAGCCGGAUCAUGAGCUCGUCGCUCCGAAGGUGUGGCAUUUUUGUACCUGAAAGGCUGAAUUGCCAACUGCCCAUGUUUGCCAUACACAAUUCUGACGACGGCUGUGCAAGCUGGGCCAACAGCUUCGGAUUGUCUAUAGUCUACCAGCAUUGCUCGGCGAUCUGGCAUUGAAAAUAUUCUAUCGUUCCCGUCAGAUCAUUAUCACCAAUCCAGCUUCACGAUAAUUUAUAAUGCAUUCGCGAGGUUGAAUGUUCGCUCAUCUUCUAGCGUCUUACCCCAAGCUGCAGGUGGUAUAGAUCCAUUAGUCCAGACGAAGCCGCUAGACGACGCCGCACUUGGGUCAACAGUGGGAUCAUAGGAGUCAGUCCGACGGACUGAGCUUCAGGGGUCAAUAAAUGCCGUUAUUUACUUCCUGACUCGACUACUCGUACUGUCACAGGCGUGAUUCCGGGUACAAGCAGAGGUCAAUGCGAUUCAUUUACUGUGACAGUAUUCGCGCAGCUAUGGCCACGACAGACAAUAAUCAUCUCGAUAGGCAUAAUGCACUUGUUCCACCUCCUGCUCAAUUAUUGCUGAGAAAUUGAUUACUACCUUGAGCACUUUUAUGGAGCUAGAAGCACUCAACUAUAUUGGCUGAUUUGAAGUAGCCUGUUGCUUAUUUUUAUGCUUUCCGGCGGGGUCUUCAGAAACCCGGCGAUUCCUCUGUUCGUUCACGGCACUCUGCCUACAUACCCGUGCCCUGCCGGUACAUGCAUGGCAUAUGUGAGGGCUGUGAGGAGUCGGUUUACAGCAGGGCUUACAGGAGCCAAGUAUUUCUGUGUGACAUGCUUAUACACUUCUACCACCCGCCACAACACUGAGCGAUCAAAGUUUUCACCCAACGCCACACGGGAGUUUCUGACAGAGUGCCAAGGCCAAUGGUCCUUCACUGUUUUGCGUUGCACGACAUGGAGUGGGAAAAAGAGUUCGAUAUAAACUUUAUGUACUUUAAAAAAGUGUUUCGAGCGUUUAAGCGCGGCUACUGGCGGCCGCCCGUACCAGAAUAUCUUUCUGGAAGAGCUGAAGUUCUAGACGGACUCACAGGAACUCUCCUAGCAGACCCUGGUUCAUUUAGUCUCUAGUCUCCCCUGGCUACCAAGGGAGGAAGGUGUUGAGGCAUUGUUAGCCUGGGAAUUUGAACAAAUUUGCGAUGGAACUGUAUCGUUUCGACACAUGUUAUUACUCAACUGCUUAUCCUGGGUUUUACUUCCCGUUUCCUAAUCUGAAUCAAGGAUCUUGCUGACGCAAGGCGUCACCCCUUGGCGGGUUCCCUGACUCUUGUUGAGAGCCCUCUGUCUGAAAUACACACCGUUUUUGAAGAUUGGCUUGUGUCGCGCGCGGCAUGAUGGAGCUCAUCCACAAUCACCCACAACCCGCUGGCCGCUGGUCGUUUGCCGUAACGCCAGCGUCUGGUAAUCUGGGCCUUGGGAAUCCAUCAGCCGUCAGUUAUCCAUCUAUCAGCCACACACUCCCAGAAAUCGGCGUGCCACGCCCACCCGGCCCCGUCCCCCGGUGCCCGGCAACCCAUGCUUCUAUCCUUGCAGAUACAUAGGAUCAUCGUCAAGCACUGGACUGCUUAGGGGUGUACGAAAGCCGUUGGGUUGGCUCGCACGCCAUGUCAUGUACUGUACCCACAAUGCCGUUGGCGUCGAUGGCCAGCAGCCUGGGAUCGCUCGACAUCUGCGCUAGUAUCCGCAAGUCAUCCAGCCUGGGGGCCCAUCAUGUCCCAUGCAAAUAAGACCACAGAUAUUCACCGUACACGUGUGGCAACGGCACACCUCUAACGAGGCGCUCCGGGACUCGCAUUUCGCGUGGCGGGAUUGGGGGACUGGGAUUGAGAGACUUGGGACAGGGA